Messenger RNA from Platichthys flesus (European flounder), 5463 nucleotides. Its product is annotated as protocadherin Fat 3-like. Gene Ontology annotation, molecular function: calcium ion binding. Lineage: Eukaryota; Metazoa; Chordata; Actinopteri; Pleuronectiformes; Pleuronectidae. Gene Ontology annotation, cellular component: plasma membrane. The coding region runs from base 1 to 5463 and encodes 1820 amino acids. The record is from RefSeq and is a predicted model, not a curated record. The transcript has 3 exons. Gene Ontology annotation, biological process: homophilic cell-cell adhesion.
AUGGAACAAAGAGGACAAUGCAGAUCGUCGAGAAAACGGUGCUGGUUUUCCAUCAUGGUGGUUUUGGACGUUUUAUGGAGCGGAGCUUUUGCGCAGAUCAGAUAUUCGAUAUCCGAAGAGGUUGAAGAUGGAACUGUGGUCGGGAAUAUAGCGAAAGAUUUGGGACUAGAUAAGAGUGCGCUAAAAGACAGAGGAUAUCGCAUUGUCACAGGCUCGGCUGAACCCCUGUUUCAGGUUAAUCAAAAUGAUGGCGUCCUGUAUGUGAAGAGAAGGAUAGAUAGGGAGGAGAUGUGCGAACGGACCAGCCCCUGUUUGAUCCAGCUGAAAACCGUGCUGGAGAACCCGCUGGAGAUUCACUAUGUGGCGGUGGAAAUACUCGACAUAAACGACCACUCGCCGGAUUUUCCAGAGAAGGAAAAGCGGCUCGAGAUUUCCGAGUCGGCUCUGGCGGGGGCGAGAUUUCAACUGCAAGCUGCACGCGACCCCGACGUAGGCCAGUUUUCCAUUCAGCAAUACAGACUCAGUCAUAACGAGUAUUUCAGAGUAGAAGUCAAGGAUCGAGGCGAGGAUCGAAAAAUGCCAUUUUUAGUUCUGCAGAAGCAGCUGGAUAGAGAAGCAGCAGGGAAACACAAGCUACGACUCACGGCCGUUGAUGGAGGAAAACCGGUGAAGUCUGGUAAUAUAGACAUAAUUGUGGACGUACUUGAUGUUAAUGACAACUCGCCCGUGUUCACAAAGGAGCUGUAUUCUGCCACUCUUAAAGAAAACGUUCCUGUUGGCACCGUAGUUAUUCAGGUCAAUGCAACUGAUUCAGACCAGGGUGCAAACAGCGAAAUAAUAUAUUCUUUUGGUAACGAAGUUGAUUUGAAAUUAAUGGAUUUAUUCAGUAUCGAUCCGAACACUGGUGAGAUUCGAGUAACAGGUCCGAUAGAUUUUGAGAAGAGCAAAAGUUAUGAAAUUGAUAUUCAGGCGUCCGAUAAAGGACCAGUUCCGUUAACAACCGACAAAAGUGUUAUUAUAAAUGUUAUUGAUGUUAAUGAUAAUGCUCCCGAGAUAGAGGUGACUUCGUUUUCCAGCUCCAUCAAGGAGGAUUCAAAAAUAGGAACGACAGUUGCCCUCAUUAGUUUCCGUGAUUUAGAUUCUGGAAUCAACGGUAAAAUAAUUUGCUCGAUCAAAGAAGAUGUUCCCUUCACUCUGUCUCCAUCGUUGCAAGAAAAUAUGUACGCUGUUGUCACCAGGUCACAGCUGGACAGGGAAGUUAUUUCUCAAUAUGACGUCACCAUUACAGCGAAAGAUACGGGCGAACCUUCGUUUUUAACAGAAAAGACUAUUAGUGUCGUUGUAUCAGAUGUGAAUGACAACAGUCCAGAGUUUUCAUCAAGCCCCUACACGUUUUAUAUCACUGAGAAUAACAGCCCCGCAGCCUCGGUGUUCUCAGUAAAAGCCUCUGAUCGAGACGAGGGCGACAAUGCUCUUGUUUCGUAUCAUAUUUUAAGAGAUUUAAGCGGGAAUAAACUGUCCUCGAUUUUAAACAUUAAUCCUGAGAACGGAGGCAUCAUGGCGCUAAAAAGUUUCGACUUUGAAACACUAAAAACGUUCCAGUUCCACGUUGUUGCGUCAGACUCUGGAACUCCGUCACUUAGCAGCAACGUCACAGUGCACGUGUUCAUUCUGGAUCAGAAUGACAACGCUCCAGUCAUCCUGUUUCCAGUCAGCUCCAACGGUUCUGCUGAAGGUGUGGAGGAGAUUCCCCGCAAUGUGAACGCAGGACACUUGGUGACUAAAGUCAGAGCCUAUGACGCUGAUAUAGGAUAUAACGGCUGGUUACUGUUUUCACUGCAGGAAGUUACUGACCACAGUCUCUUUGGGUUGGACCGCUAUACAGGACAGAUCAGAACACUUCGCUCAUUCACAGAGACAGACGAGGCUGAGCACAAACUGGUCAUACUGGUCAAAGACAAUGGGAACGUGUCACUCUCAGCAACAGCUACUGUCAUUGUCAAAGUCGUGGAGCCCAAAGAAGCUUUUGCAGCUUCUGAUGUGAAAAGUUCAACAAAAGCAGAUGAGGACAAUAAUGUGACUUUUUACCUGAUGAUAACUGUGGGCUCAGUUUCAGCUCUUUUUCUCGUCAGUAUCAUCGUGCUGAUUUCAAUGCAGUGCUCAAAAUCCACAGACUACACUUCUAAAUAUCUACCAGAGCCUAAUUAUGAUGGGACACUGUGUCACAGCAUCCAGUACAGAUCCGGAGACAAACGCUACAUGUUAGUUGGACCCAGGAUGAGUAUAGGAUCUACUAUAGCUCCAGGAAGCCAUGCCAAUACACUAAUGCUGCCUGACAGGAGAGGGGCAUCUGGAGAGGUAAGGUUGACUCAAGCAAUUUUCCACGUUGUAGCGUCAGAUUCUGGAACUCCCUCACUGAGCAGCAACGUCACAGUGAACGUGUUCAUUCUGGAUCAGAACGACAACGCUCCAGUCAUCCUGUAUCCAGUCAGCUCCAACGGUUCCGCUGAAGGUGUGGAGGAGAUUCCCCGCAAUGUGAACGCAGGACACUUGGUGACUAAAGUCAGAGCCUAUGACGCUGAUAUAGGAUACAACGGCUGGUUACUGUUUUCACUGCAGGAAGUUACUGACCACAGUCUCUUUGGUUUGGACCGCUAUACAGGACAGAUCAGAACACUUCGCUCACUCACAGAGACAGACGAGGCUGAGCACAAGCUUCUCAUACUGGUCAAAGACAAUGGGAACGUGUCACUCUCAGCAACAGCUACUGUCAUCGUCAAAGUCGUGGAGCCCAAAGAAGCUUUUGCAGCUUCAGAUGUUAAAAGUUCAACAAAAGCAGAUGAGGACAAUAAUGUGACUUUUUACCUGAUGAUAACUGUGGGCUCAGUUUCAGCUCUUUUUCUCGUCAGUAUCAUCGUGCUGAUUUCAAUGCAGUGCUCAAAGUCCAAAGACUACACUUCUAAAUAUUUGCCAGAGCCUAAUUAUGAUGGGACACUUUGUCACAGCAUCCAGUACAGAUCUGGAGACAAACGCUACAUUGAUCGCUUUUCUGAGGGAUUAUUGACGGAUACACGUGUAGCGAUGGAACAAAGAAGACGAGAUGGGCGAACGGCUCAUGGAUGUUUGGUCAGCUGCCUGGUUGCGAUGCUUUUGUGGAGCGUGGCCGCGGCGCAGAUCCGCUAUUCAGUCCGGGAGGAGGUUAACGAAGGAACUGUUGUUGGAAAUAUCGCAAAAGAUCUUGGAUUAGAUAAAAACACGCUGAGAGAGAGGAAGUAUCGCAUUGUUUCCAGUAACGCGGAUCCUCUUUUCCAUGUAAAUCAGAACGAUGGCAUCCUGUAUGUGAGCCGGAAGAUUGACAGAGAGGAGGUGUGCACGCAGAUCAGUACGUGUUUAAUUAAUCUAAAAACCGUGCUAGAAAACCCACUGGAGGUGCACUAUGUGGGAGUGGAGGUGCUGGAUAUAAAUGAUCAUUCUCCCACUUUCCCUGAUGAAGACAAAACGUUGGAGAUUUCAGAGUCUGUAUUACCGGGAGUGCGUAUUCCUCUGCAACCCGCACGAGAUCCAGACGGUGGAGCAUUUUCUGUUCAGCAAUAUAGACUCAGCCCAAACGACCACUUCCGUUUGGAAGUUAAGGAUAAGCGAGAAGAUAAAAUACCAAUUUUAAUUGUGAAAAAAUCUUUGGAUAGGGAGGCAGCAGAAAGUCACUCAUUAGUGCUGACUGCUCUGGAUGGAGGAAAACCUCCAAAAACUGGUGAAAUGAAUAUACUAGUGAUGGUUUUAGAUAUAAAUGAUAACGCUCCUGUUUUCUCUCAGGAUGUAUAUUCUGUGAUGCUCGAUGAGAAUGCCCCUAUCGGAAAAACAGUCAUACAAGUGAAUGCAACUGAUGUAGACGAUGGUCCUGGUGGAGAGGUAUUUUUUUCAUUUAGCAAUAUCGUUAAUCGUAGAUUGUUGAAGCUUUUUGAUAUCAAUCCAUCAACAGGAGAAUUAACUGUUAAAGGAUUAAUAAACUUUGAGGAAAAGGAUGAAUAUGAAAUUGAAAUACAAGCAUCAGAUAAAGGUCUUGCUCCUCUAUCGACACAAAAAAGUGUCAUUAUCAAAAUAGUUGACGUGAAUGACAAUGCACCUGAGAUUGAGGUCACCUCAUUUUCUAGCUCCAUCCCUGAAGACUCCAGACCUGGAACUACAGUUGCUCUUAUCAGUGUAAAUGACUUGGACUCUGGUCUUAAUGGAAAAGUUAUUUGCUCCAUCGGUGAGAAUGUUCCUUUUUCUUUAUCACCAUCUUUACAAGAUAAAAUGUAUUCAUUAGUAACUAAAUCCCCUCUGGACAGAGAGAAACUGUCACAUUAUGACCUGACCAUAACUGCAAAAGACGCUGGUCAACCUCCAUUAUCAUCUGAGAAGACAAUAAGUGUUGUGGUGUCAGAUGUGAAUGACAACAGGCCAACGUUUUCACUGAGCCCCUAUACUUUCUAUGUGACAGAGAGUAACAAUCCAGGCACCUCUGUGUUUUCUGUCAAAGCUUUUGAUGCUGAUGAGAAUGAAAAUGCACGUAUUUCGUAUCAUAUUCUCAGAGAUGGAAGUGAAGAUAAUAAACUGACUUCAUUUCUCAAUAUUAACUCUGAGAAUGGAGACAUCAUGGCUCUAAAAUGUUUUGACUUUGAAACAGUGAAAACGUUCAAGUUCCACGUUGUUGCCUCAGAUUCUGGAACUCCGUCACUGAGCAGCAACGUCACAGUGAACGUGUUCAUUCUGGAUCAGAACGACAACGCUCCAGUCAUCCUGUAUCCAGUCAGCUCCAACGGUUCUGCUGAAGGUGUGGAGGAGAUUCCCCGCAAUGUGAACGCAGGACACUUGGUGACUAAAGUCAGAGCCUAUGACGCUGACAUAGGAUAUAACGGCUGGUUACUGUUUUCACUGCAGGAAGUUACUGACCACAGUCUCUUUGGUUUGGACCGCUAUACAGGACAGAUCAGAACACUUCGCUCAUUCACAGAGACAGACGAGGCUGAGCACAAGCUGCUCAUACUGGUCAAAGACAAUGGGAACGUGUCACUCUCAGCAACAGCUACUGUCAUUGUAAAAGUUGUGGAGCCCAAAGAAGCUUUUGCAGCUUCUGAUGUUAAAAGUUCCACAAAAGCAGAAGAGGACAAUAAUGUGACUUUUUACCUGAUGAUAACUGUGGGCUCAGUUUCAGCUCUUUUUGUCGUCAGUAUCAUCGUGCUGAUUUCAAUGCAGUGCUCAAUGUCCACAGACUACACUUCUAAAUAUCUGCCAGAGCCAAAUUACGAUGGGACACUGUGUCACAGCAUUCAGUACAGAUCUGGAGACAAACGCUACAUGUUAGUUGGACCCAGGAUGAGUAUAGGAUCUACUAUAGCCCCAGGAAGCCAUGCCAACACACUAAUGCUGCCUGACAGGAGGGGGAUAUCUGGAGAGGUAAGAUCACACGAUUGGAAAUUGUGA